This is a messenger RNA of Staurois parvus, 759 nucleotides long. NCBI's taxonomy places the organism in Eukaryota, Metazoa, Chordata, Amphibia, Anura, Ranidae. The record is from the annotation of a GenBank genome assembly.
AUGUUUAUAAGAUAUCUUUCUUAUUGUACAGGGGAGAAGGGAGAUAAGGGAGACCCAGGCUCUCCGGAAAUUACAUAUGAUUCUGUCAUUAUUAUUUCAGCGGCAAGGAAUUGUAAGGAGCUCCUGGAGAAAGGCUUCACUAUCAGCGACUGGUAUACAAUUUUGCCAAAUGGAAAGAAUCCAUUAAAAGUGCUUUGUGACAUGCACACUGAUGGGGGAGGCUGGAUUGUUUUUCAGAGGCGCUGUGAUGGAUCUGUGGAUUUCCUGCAAAACUGGGAGUCUUACAAGAAGGGGUUUGGUAGCCGCUUGACAGAGUUUUGGUUGGGGAAUGAAAAUAUUCACAUGAUAACGUCAUCAGGGACUUGGGAAUUGCGAGUGGAUCUUCAAGGCUUUGACACCGUCAAGCAUUUUGCUAAAUACAGCUUUUUUAAAAUUCUGGGAGAAUCUGAGAAGUUUAAGCUAGAAAUCAGAAAAUUCACAAGCGGUAAUGCAGGAGAUUCUUUGACAUACCACAAUGGAAUGUUGUUCUCCACCGUAGACCAAGACAAUGACAGAGAUGCCAGAGAUUGCGUCCAACUCUAUAAAGGUGCCUGGUGGUACAAUCAGUGCCACCAAUCCAACUUGAACGGACGUUACCUGCUUGGAAAUCAUGAUACCUUUGCGGACGGUAUGAACUGGAACUCUGGGAAAGGAUAUAACUACUCUUACAAACAGUCUGAGAUGAAAAAUCAGACCUGCCUAAUGGGGUAUACAACCUGA